CUUUUGCGUCGCUGGCGGCGAUUAGGAUUGACAGAUGCACCAAGAAUCGUUUUAUCAAUGACUAUGACUAUGGCAUUAGCUCCUUCUGAUUGUUUUGAGGAAGCACUUUCCUUUAUACAAUUCGAAGCUGAUCAAAUUUCUCAUGAAUAUCCUACCAUUAAUGAUUUUUUAGCGUAUGUACGCAAAACUUGGUUGCCACUAGCAUCAAAAGUUAGUGUUUAUGAUUGUCCAGUAAGAACAAAUAAUAUAACAGAAAGUUUCCAUAACGUAGUAGGAAGAAAAUUUAGCAAAGCUCAUGAAAAUGUCUGGAAUUUCUUAGAUAAUCUACGAAAAUUGAUUAUUGACGAAGAACUAAAGCUAAAACGUCUGAAAACAACCGAAACAAAUGGGCAUCGUACAAGUAUAAAAAACAAAAACCGUGAUAACAAAAUACUAGAAAUUCAAAAAUAUUUUGCAGCACGUAGACUACCUCUCAACAAUUUCUUACGUUUCUUUAGCGACGGAUGUGAAAAUAUUGUAAAGAAGUUUCUUUCUAAAGAGUGUAACAGUCAUUCGACAUCUGAUGAAGACUCUGACCGUAUGUAUUCUGAAACAAACACAUUACAAAAUACAGAAAACAAUGCAAAAAUUAAUGUAGAAAGGAUACCGUUACAAGAACUAAAUUGUGAUGAAAGAAAUAGUUCACGAGUAGAAUGCCAUAAAAGAAAACAGGAAGUGUCGGAAGAAAACACUGAUAAAGGUAAGUACAUGAACAUUGAUGUUACAUUUGCAAACGUCAUAUUUUCUAUUUUAAAUAAAGUAUAAUUUAUGUAAAUUUUAAUGUUAAAUUCACAAG
Messenger RNA from Temnothorax curvispinosus, 835 nucleotides. RefSeq lists its product as uncharacterized. The transcript is spliced from 4 exons. The record is from RefSeq and is a predicted model, not a curated record. Lineage: Eukaryota; Metazoa; Arthropoda; Insecta; Hymenoptera; Formicidae. The coding region runs from base 58 to 804 and encodes 248 amino acids.